Molecule: messenger RNA, 1161 nt
Organism: Priapulus caudatus
Lineage: Eukaryota; Metazoa; Priapulida; Priapulimorpha; Priapulimorphida; Priapulidae
Product: fibropellin-1-like
Molecular function (GO): calcium ion binding
Source: RefSeq, a predicted model, not a curated record
GACCGGCAUGCAACAACAAACCGUGCCAGAACGGUGGAGCAUGUUAUAACAUUCAGCACGAGUUCUUAUGCGACUGCGAAGGCACGGGACACGAAGGCAAAUUCUGCCACAAAAGGAUCGUCGACCCGUGUGAAGGCCAUCCGUGUGAGAACGGUGGUGAAUGUGCUGCCGGCACCAGCGGAUACGCGUGCAAGUGUGCUGAAGGUUUCACUGGCAACAACUGCGAAAUCAGAAUCGAGGACACGUGUCUGGGAGAACCCUGCCUCAAUGGCGCCACCUGUCUGUCAGGAACGGCAACAUUCGUCUGUCAGUGUGACGACGCGUUCACAGGCACACUCUGCGAAUCACUGAUCGCCGACCCGUGUCAGAACCACCAGUGUGUGAAUGGAGCCACCUGCUUCCGUGGAACCAUCGACUACACGUGUGAAUGCGCGCCAGGAUUCACGGGCAUUUUCUGCGAAAUAUCUAUACCCGGCUCCUGCAUCAACAAUCAGUGUCAGAACGGCGCCACGUGUAUAGAGGGCACCACCAACUACGCCUGCCGCUGUCCGCCCGGAUGGAAGGGAUUUUUCUGUAACGAUGAUAUUGAUGAAUGCGAGGGAGAGCCGUGCUUCAACAACGCAGAAUGCCUCAACCAGUUCGACAGCUUCCAUUGCCGCUGCAUAACUGGCUUCACUGGAAGACGCUGCGAGACAGAGAUCAUCACGCCCUGCAGCCACGCGCCGUGUCAGAACGGAGCCACGUGCGAGGUGCCCAACCGCAGCACUAACUACAUCUGCCACUGUGCGCCUGGCUACACGGGAACAGACUGCGAUAUCGACAUCGACGACUGCGCCACCGCUCCGUGCCUGAACGACGGCGUUUGCAUCGACCACGUCGCCGGAUAUGAAUGCGACUGCGUUCCCGGCUUCACGGGCCCUGACUGCGAAAUCAACAUCAAUGAGUGCGAUCCGAACCCAUGCGACAACGACGCCCUCUGUGAUGACGGCAUUGCAAGCUUCUCCUGCAACUGUCUGCCAGGAUUCACUGGUGCUCGCUGUGCAGAUAGAUAUCGACGAGUGUGAACCGAGGCAUGUUGCAACACGUGCGCGGACGCUGCGUUGGACCUUGAUCAAUGACUUCGCGUGCGAAUGUCGCGAAGGCUUCGCAGGAAGAUACUGC